Messenger RNA from Microthlaspi erraticum, 1113 nucleotides. The record is from the annotation of a GenBank genome assembly. Lineage: Eukaryota; Viridiplantae; Streptophyta; Magnoliopsida; Brassicales; Brassicaceae.
AUGAUAAGGACAUUCGGCUCCGAGAUGAAGGUAGUGAUGGAAAGCGGUUGCACCAUAAAGAAUUGGAACGGAAAUCUCAUAUCUCAUACCACUUACGCUUACGCUUCAAUGUUAUACCUCAAAAAGUUCAAAAAUUUCAAAAUUAUACUUCGGGGAGUCCUUGUGGAGCAGUACAACAUUGCUGAUGAACUGAGAUAUCCUGAGAUUGCAAAGUACAAGCCCUAUAAAACAGCUAUGAUUGAACAAGCUACAACUGAAAUCAAACUUGGAUUUAUAAAGGAGGCGCCAAAGAUUCCAGUUUGCGGUUACAAUGUCUAUCACAAAAACCGUCUCAUCCGGGUACACGCUUUCACAUUCCACCAGACAAUUCCAUGGUCUAUUUUUCAUCUUUCAUAUGGCUUUGAAUUAGCUGAGAUCUCUCUUGCACCUUUACAGCCUUUCUGGAAGGUCACUGCGGAGGGGUCACAUCUAGGCCAUGGUGUUGUCGGAGUUCUUGAAGCAAACUUCAUCGAACCGCUACACGAUAAGCAAGAUUUUGAGAGCUCUUCUCUAGUCAACCGGUUGGAGAUUAAGUUAAAAAGGAUUCUCAAUGAUUACUGGUAUAGCCACAGCCACUUUCUUGGGUACAGUUCUUAUCGAAAACCUUGGGGUAAGUCGAAAAUGACGCCAGUACCUGAUCCUCCGCCAACUGUCAAUACAUUCACUCCUCCGCCUAGUGUCAAUACAUUCAGUCCUCCGCCUUCGCCUUCUAAUAAAGCUGGCCCAAUCAUACGUGAACUAAGUCUUAGUAAAGGCACGCCAGUCCUUAAAGUUGCUGUUCCACCGCCACAUGUGAGAAAUUCCAGAAACAACUUCGAACCAGUGGAGCUCAGCCCUCAACCUGCAGCAGCUACCGAGGAGGAUGCUGGAAACAACCUUGUUGGCAAGUCAGUGGACGAGAUAAGCGAAGAGAACAUACAACUCUUUAUGAAAUGCGAGGAAUAUAGAAAGACAGAGAAUGAUUUGGAACAGACGGUAAAGAACUUAGAAAAGGAACUGGAAGAAGCUAAAAGCAAAUGUGCACAUCUUGCUCUGCUUGUGGAUGCUAAGAAGAUGCAGAUGCAACUUGUUUAG